CCAAGUCCAAGUGGUACCUACUCUUCCCGCCGCCCAGUGACGUCUCUGGAUUUUCCUUUCGCAUUCACGCCUGAGCCCAUGUAUAGUUAAACCUCUGCUGUUAAGUGUGGGUGUCGGUUUCGAUUGGGGUUUGUAGAAAACAAAAUCAAUUUCAUUUUGCUGUACCUCUGACGGUGCGGAGAUCGGCUCAGGUUAUAGUUAUACAGUAGAAACUAGGACCUCGAAUUAUGGCCAAGCAUCAUCCUGAUUUGAUUAUGUGCCGGAAGCAACCAGGAAUUGCCAUUGGAAGACUUUGUGAGAAAGAUGAUGGGAAAUGUGUGAUAUGUGAUUCCUAUGUGCGUCCUUGCACACUGGUGCGAAUUUGUGAUGAGUGCAAUUAUGGAUCCUUCCAAGGUCGAUGUGUUAUCUGUGGAGGGGUUGGUAUAUCCGAUGCCUACUAUUGCAAAGAGUGCACACAACAGGAGAAAGAUAGGGAUGGGUGUCCGAAAAUUGUUAAUUUAGGGAGCGCUAAAACAGAUUUGUUUUAUGAACGUAAGAAAUAUGGUUUUAAGAAAAGAUGAUGAGCUUUAGGUUUCAUGUAUGCUGCUUUUAUUUUCUGUCUUUGUUGCUAUCCAUGGAGAGACCCAAUCUAAACUGUCCUAAGUAAUUUGAAGUUUGUACUUUGUACCUAAAGAUGUUACAAGUGAUCAUCAUAAAAGUCUCGUGUGGAUUUUGGGUGAUGUUUUGGAGCAUGUUGUAUUUUUGUUUCAUUAUGUAGUUAAAACUUGCAGCUUUUUU
This is a messenger RNA of Hevea brasiliensis (rubber tree), 777 nucleotides long. RefSeq names its product PHD finger-like domain-containing protein 5A. Gene Ontology annotation, cellular component: precatalytic spliceosome; catalytic step 2 spliceosome; U12-type spliceosomal complex. Lineage: Eukaryota; Viridiplantae; Streptophyta; Magnoliopsida; Malpighiales; Euphorbiaceae. The transcript has 2 exons. Bases 228 to 560 code for a protein of 110 amino acids. Gene Ontology annotation, biological process: mRNA splicing, via spliceosome. The record is from RefSeq and is a predicted model, not a curated record.